Molecule: messenger RNA, 2037 nt
Organism: Nicrophorus vespilloides
Lineage: Eukaryota; Metazoa; Arthropoda; Insecta; Coleoptera; Silphidae
Product: matrix metalloproteinase-25-like
Exons: 12
Coding region: 198-2024 (608 amino acids)
Biological process (GO): extracellular matrix organization; proteolysis; collagen catabolic process
Cellular component (GO): extracellular matrix
Molecular function (GO): zinc ion binding; metalloendopeptidase activity
Source: RefSeq, a predicted model, not a curated record
UGUACUCGCAUUUCUUACAAAUUAAUCAGUGUUUCACGAUGUAAAAAAACCCAAGACCUUUUUAAUCUCUCCCCAACUGGGAACACACUUAGUCUUGUGGUAACAACGUUAGCAUCUGAACGUGUCUAGAUUUAAAAGGCAACAUUCAUUUUACCAUAAAUGGUGGUACAUUACUAAUUUGAGGACACACGGGCGACAUGAAUUGCGGUUUUGUGCUGAUAAUCAGCGCGAUCAUCUCAACCAUCCAAUGCUUUCCUUCAGCGAAGAAUGGAAUACCUUCAGCAGAUGCGUUCAAGUUCAUGAGAAAGUAUGGAUACAUCGAAGAAACGGACGGAAACUCCGAAGCGUUAUUCACAGAAAGCGGUUUGGAGAACGUGAUUAAGAAUAUCCAGAAGUUUGGGGCUAUUCCACAAACUGGCCAAUUGGAUAACGAUACUUUAAAGUUAAUGGUAUCUCCAAGAUGCGGAGUUGCUGAUGUUAUAAGACACAAAGAUAGGCAGAAAAGGUUCAUUUUGGGACCUGCUGGUUGGACUAAGCGCAACAUCAGUUUCUUUGUUGCGAAUUGGCCUGGUUCAUUGAGUAAAGAGGAAGUGACUAAGUAUAUUUCUUUAGGUUUAGACACUUGGGCAAGGUAUGGUAGAUUGAACUUCCGAGAAGUUUCGAAUCCUGACGCCGAUAUUAUCGUGGCUUUUGGAAGCGGUUAUCAUGGAGAUAGAUUCCCGUUCGAUGGACCUGGAAAUGUUCUGGCCCAUGCGUUCUUUCCCUACGAAUUUGAAUCACUUGGAGGUGACAUCCACUUCGACAAUGAUGAGAAAUGGACAACAAGCACAAACGAAGACGAUGGAAUUAACUUCUUUUCGGUGGCCGUUCACGAACUGGGUCAUUCCUUGGGGUUAUCUCAUUCACCUGUAGCAAGUUCUGUGAUGUUUCCUUAUUACACUGGUAAUUCGAAUAGUGCCAAUCUUGAUUAUGAUGAUAUUCUAGGAAUGUAUGAGUUGUACAUAAAACGUAGAUUGAAAGGCGAUGAUACUAAUGAUAUCGAACCAAAUAAACCAGAAGUAGUUGACGAUGAUUACGAUAAUAAUGGAGGUUACGAACGCGAGGUAACUACAGCACCUCCAAGAUACACAACAAAAAGAUACACAACUAGACCAUCAACCUAUGAUCCUAGACGAACCACUAGAACUUAUUAUACAUCAUCUCCGAGAUACUCACCACCUACAACAUCAAGAUAUUUACCAACAACUACAAGAAGGUAUACACCAAGAACAACAACGAGAAGAUAUACUGCACCUACCGAGUACACAACCAAAAGGUACACUCAAGUCUCCUAUCACGGAGAUUCGGAAUCUGUAGAUGAUCACAAGAGACAUGAUCCCAGACACAACAUACCACCAACGAGUUCUCCAAGUCUUCCGGACAUUUGCGAAGGUCAUUACGAUGCCAUAGCCAAUUUCCGAAAUGAGUUGUUCGCAUUUAAAGGAGAGUACAUCUGGAGGUUACGAAAACCAUAUUUUAUUAUACCAGGGUACCCAAUACCUUUACAUCAGAUGUUUCCUAAGCUUCCUAAAGAUAUCCGAAUGAUAGACGCAGCUUACGAGAGAGCAGACGGGAAAAUCAUUUUAUUCACUGGUAAUCAUUAUUGGGUUUACGAUGGGACAUUUUUCGUGGAAGAUAGUCCAAAGUCUUUGGCGCAUUACGGUUUACCGCAUGAUUUGAAGCGCGUUGAUGCCGUUUUCAAAUGGGCUAAGAAUGAAAAAACUUACUUCUUUAGCAAUGACGUUUUCUGGAGGUACAAUGAGACUAGCAAAACUAUGGAUGAGGGUUAUCCAAAGAACAUGGAAAGGUGGCGCGGAGUGCCGACUCAUUUAGACACGGCUACAACAUUUCAAGGUGUAACAUAUUUCUUUAAGGGUAAGUAUUACUGGAGAUUCGACAACGAUUGGAUCAUUGUUUCUGAAAACUCGCCGAUGCCGUCUCCUCCAACGUGGUUCGCAUGUCCCAAAGAAGUAGACGAGUCUUAGUUUAAGAAAAAAA